Messenger RNA from Mytilinidion resinicola, 1400 nucleotides. Its product is annotated as mannose-6-phosphate isomeras-like protein. Lineage: Eukaryota; Fungi; Ascomycota; Dothideomycetes; Mytilinidiales; Mytilinidiaceae. Gene Ontology annotation, biological process: carbohydrate metabolic process; GDP-mannose biosynthetic process. Gene Ontology annotation, molecular function: mannose-6-phosphate isomerase activity; zinc ion binding. Gene Ontology annotation, cellular component: cytosol. The record is from RefSeq and is a predicted model, not a curated record. Bases 44 to 1267 code for a protein of 407 amino acids. The transcript is spliced from 3 exons.
AUUCAUAUCGAACCAUUAUCUACUUCAAUCCUUCAACAUCAAAAUGGUCGAAAAAGUAAUUCAAUUGAAGUGCAGCUGCAAUGAGUACCCCUGGGGACAAAAAGGCUCCGAAUCCUUUGCCGCACGUCUCUGUGCCAAAACUCCGGGAACGGAUUUCAAGAUAGAUGAAAACAAACCAUACUCUGAGAUGUGGAUGGGCACAUACCCGGAGCUUCCAUCUUACGUCCUCAAAACAGGAGAGGAUCUCCAGGAUGUCCUCGAUGCCAAUUCCACAGAACUUAUUGGGCGAAGUAUACCCAAGAAAUUCGGUCAUACGAAGCUUCCAUAUCUUCCCAAAGUCCUCUCCAUCGCGAAAGCACUUCCACUACAGCUGCACCCAAACAAAAGCCUAGCCGCUGAGCUUCACUCCCGCGAUCCGUCUCAAUUCACCGAUCCUAAUCACAAACCUGAGAUCGCUCUCGCCCUCUCCGACUUCGAAGCGUUUGUUGGUUUCAAGCCCCUGAAAGAUAUCGAAAGUCUCAUGCAACUCGCACCUCUCCAGCCUUACAUGCCACUUAUCAAAAAGCCAAGAUUCGAUGACCAGACCCUCAAGCACGUAGUCAAGACGAUGCUCAUGGCGUCGGACGAGGAUAUCUCCAAAACGACUGCUGCGCUCCUCAAUAUUCCCCGUGACUCCUUCGGGGAAGAAACAUACAUCCCAGACAUGAUCCCACGUCUAGCGGAGCAAUAUGACCAAACCGACCCAGGCAUCAUCGUCGCGCUUAUCACAAUGAACUACAUAACCCUGAAACCCGGCCAAUGCAUCUACAUCCCAGCCGAUGGCAUCCACGCUUACCUCUCUGGCACGAUCAUCGAGUGUAUGGCACGCAGCAACAACGUCCUCAAUACAGGAUUCUGCCCUCGCGGCGACCGAAACUCCGCAGAGACCUUCUGUUCGUGCUUGACGUUUACACCUCAUGCUGCGGAUGAGGCCAUUCUCGCCGACGAGAAAUUCAGUAAGAGCAAGAACGGGAAGACCAAGCUGUACUCACCGCCAUUGAGCGAGUUCAGCAUCCUAGCGACGGAGCUGGGAGACGGAGAGCAAGAGCACAUUGAAGCGAUAGAAGGCCCGAGCAUAUUUAUCUGUACGCAAGGCGAGGGGAUGCUGGAGGCGAAUGGGAAGAGUUAUGAGGUUAAGGAGGGAUACAUUUUCUUCGUGGGAGUGGGAACAGAGAUGGACUUUGUAGCAAAGAAGGGCCUCCAAAUCUUUACUGCGUUUGCGGAGUAGGUAGAUGGGAACAGGUUGGCCUCGUGAAGUAUAAGAUGGUUGUAUCUAUAUCGAAUUGAUAUAUAAGCACCUGGGAUGGCAGUUCGACCACAUUCAAUAUGAAGGGUAUCACUCAGAAUGCCGCCAAGAAGCU